Messenger RNA from Sinocyclocheilus anshuiensis, 3030 nucleotides. RefSeq names its product NAD kinase b (gene nadkb). Gene Ontology annotation, molecular function: NAD+ kinase activity. Gene Ontology annotation, biological process: NAD+ metabolic process; NADP+ biosynthetic process. The record is from RefSeq and is a predicted model, not a curated record. NCBI's taxonomy places the organism in Eukaryota, Metazoa, Chordata, Actinopteri, Cypriniformes, Cyprinidae. The coding region runs from base 194 to 1657 and encodes 487 amino acids. The transcript has 12 exons.
AGCACCCUCGUGAUGUCAUUGUGGACAUCCCAUAAUAUUACUGAGCAUAACAUAUAAGCCGUAAACUGGUACAGAAAUAGUAUUGCUGUCAAGGUAACGCCGUCAAGUGUAUUAAAUCGACCUCUUCAGUUGUGAAAGACUGUAAAGUCCAAAAGGGAAGUUCCGCGUUUUUCUCGUGGUUUGAAUUGAAGGCAUGGAAGAUGAGCCACCCUCCAGAAAGGUGGAGGAGAGUGGUUCAUCUAAGCAGUCACAGAGGCAGCAGGAGCGGCAGGGGAAACUUCCAAGGAGACACAAAGAGGUGAAGAGGUCUCUUCGGAGGCCGGACUGUCCAGAACACCUGUUGGGGGGAAGCGUACAUCGGUUGCCUGAGCAGCCCGAAUCAGAAGCCUCUGUAUCAGUGGAGGACACUGCUGAGAGUUGCCGAAAAAGAUGGGAUAGAUGCAGACGAGGGCACUUUCUACAUGGACCAUAUCCUGCUACUCAUUUUGGACCCAAAGCUUGUGUUCUUCCCAACCCAACCUCAGUCAUGCACAUUCAGGAUCCAGCCAGCCAGCGGCUUACCUGGAGCAAACCACCGCUCAACGUCCUGGUCAUCAGAAAGAUCCGAGACGAGACCCUUCUGGAGCCGUUCAAAGAGCUUUGCAGGUUCCUUGUGGAGGAGAAACAUCUGAUGGUUUAUGUGGAGAAGAAAGUUGUGGACGAUGGCUCUCUCAUGACGGAUGACUCAUUUUCAGCCAUUCGCAAUCAGCUGUGCACAUUCAGGGAAGGGUAUGACGACAUCUCAGACCGCAUCGAUCUGAUUAUUUGUUUGGGUGGAGAUGGGACUCUUCUGUAUGCAUCAUCUCUUUUCCAGGUAUUCUCUCAUCUCAUCUCAUUUGUUUGUGCCCAAGAGUCUCCUACUAGCGUUCCCCCGGUCAUGGCCUUCCAUCUGGGCUCCUUAGGAUUUCUCACACCAUUCAAGUUUGAGUCUUUUAAAACAGAGGUGGAUAAAGUGUUUGAAGGUAAUGCUGCCAUCAUCCUGCGCAGUCGUCUGAAGGUUAAGGUGGUGAAAGGCAUGUUCCAGAGGAACGAGCAGCUCUUCAGCCCUCAGGAGAAUGGAAUAGCGCCUCAUAACCACAUAAAUAAUGAGGCAGGCAAAAUCACGCUACAGUUACAGGUGCUAAAUGAGGUGGUGGUGGACAGAGGGCCUUCAUCCUACCUGUCUAACGUUGAUCUUUACCUGGAUGGACGCCUCAUCACAUCUGUACUGGGAGACGGUGUAAUAGUUUCCACCCCCACAGGCAGCACGGCCUAUGCUGCCGCAGCGGGAGCCUCCAUGAUCCAUCCCAACGUCCCUGCCAUCAUGGUCACCCCCAUCUGCCCUCACUCCCUCUCUUUUAGACCCAUCGUGGUGCCCGCAGGUGUGGAGCUCAUGAUAACUCUGUCACCUGAUGCUCGCAACACAGCCUGGGUCUCGUUUGAUGGCAGAAAGAGGGAGGAAAUCCAGCAUGGGGACAGCAUUAAGAUCACAACCUCUUGCUUUCCGGUCCCUUCUAUCUGUUGUCAUGAUCUGGUGUACGACUGGUUUGACAGUCUGGCUCAGUGUCUCCACUGGAACAUCCGCAAGAAGCAAACACGUCUAACAGAUGCCAGCGACUCUUCAGAAACGGAGAACUGAAACAUCACCACAACACUCACACAAGCUUAACUGUCUGUUAACUUUACAUUCCAAAACCUUUCAGAUUUCCAUCCUGACUCACUGAAAAGGUUAGUUCAAAAUUUAUAUUUUUACAUUACAUUGCACAUUUCUGUUCAAAGGUUUACAGGUUUCAUUAUAGACUGCAGUAAGUGCUUAUGUGCUACUUGAGAAAUAACACAUUUAGUGUUAGAGGUUAGCAGCAACAAAAAGUUUGGUUAACCUAAAAUGUCAUUGUGACUGCUAAACAUCAUGAUGCAGACAGGAUUUCUUAGAGGAGUGUUUUUGCAGCUGACCACUUCACAAUAUGCUAAAUAACUGAUUUGAUUUAUUAUAGAAUAUUUUGUUUUUUUUUAAACCACCAUUUAUUAAGAUUUAUUAUUAACGAAACCAUUAACAUUUAAAUUUGUACUGUAUUUUAUGUAGAUUAAUCCACUUCUAAAUAGUUUAGGAAACAGAAAUUACAAAUCCUCCACCACGUUUAAACUUGAAAUGCACAUUAUAGCUGGAAAUGUAAUUCAUUCACUGGGCAUAAAACUUUAAUUUUGAUGUUUUUUUUUAUUAUUAUUUUUUACAAUGUGUAGCUUUUGGCUAAAUUUACCACAAACUUUCCUCAUCUACAAACAGACAAAGCUUGACUUUCUAUGUGGUUUGUCAUGACGGUAGUUCCUCAUUUGUAAUAAACUGUAUUGGAAGCCAGUUUAUUGGCAGUCACUUUUGUGUGCUCUACUAGACACCAUUGUACAUUCAACUACUAAGAUUGAAUGUGGUUUAUUAAACUUUUUUUCUGUAGCUCGCUCAAGCUGUUGUUUAAUUUUCAUUCAAACUGACUAACCUGUGCAGAGCCUUUCUGAACAUGAAUCAAAUAACUAAUGCUUUUGUCUAGUUGGACGCCUGUCAAACCCAACUAGUUCUUGUGAAAGAACAUUGUAGCCUCCCUGUGGUGGCACAGGAUUUAGCAUUUUCAAAACCACAUUUCUAAAGCCAUUGUCCUUUUAGUUUAAUAUUUAAUAGACUCUAAGCUGUGAUCUAUUCAUUUACAGAUGCACUGUAUGAUUUGCUUUUCUCAUGAAGUUAUUACUGGCACUGCAAGGUCAUAUGUCCUUGCAUAAGAACUAGUAUAGCUGAACGUAUGUAAGCUGUUUAGUUUGAUGUAAAUAAGAUCCUAUGAUGUGUUUGUCUCAUUUGUAAUAUCUCAAAAAAAAUUUUUAUCUUGGAUGUUAUCUUUUGUUUUUGUCAUUUGAAAUGUAUCUUUAUGUAGUUUAAGGCUUUAUAUCCUGUUAUAUUUAAGGCGACAAUCUGUAAUGUUUGUAGUACAAUGGAAUAUAAAUUAUAUUAUAUAAAAAAAAAACUAA